Sesamum indicum (sesame) is the source of this 2835-nucleotide messenger RNA. NCBI's taxonomy places the organism in Eukaryota, Viridiplantae, Streptophyta, Magnoliopsida, Lamiales, Pedaliaceae. The record is from RefSeq and is a predicted model, not a curated record.
CUGGACUUGGCAUUCGGGUAGAGACCGGUUCGGAUUUCCGUCGAGGGUUUUAAUAGGGUUUUGUGCAUUUUUCACACUCAACUCUCUGCACUAGUAGUUUCCUCAUUCUCAACCUGAUCUGGAAAAAUCACUUGGCUACUUGUAUGCCUUUGAUGUUGUAGUUCCAAUUAUGUAUUUGUGAUUGGUGUCGUCUACAGUUGGAUCUGGUAUUCAUUGGAAUUGGUGCUUUGGAUCCAUUUAUUAUCAUAAACCAUAUAUCAGCUGGUGCCAUUACUUCUCUUGAGGCUAAGGAGGAACAUAGACAUGAAUUUGAGGCGCUUCUUCCGGAGAUCCACAGUUACCAAAAUAUCAAAACUACAUGGUAGGGGAUUGUCCUCAUACUCUUCUGGUUACAGAUUUGGUGCGAUCACUAGCAGCUGCGUACCCCCUUUAUUUCAUCCAUCGGGAUCUUAUCAUGCCUCAUGUUUCGGCGGUGGCCCUAAAAACCCAAUAUUUCAUAAACCUUUGUGUAGAUACAUUCACACUGUACAACAAGUUAAUUUGAAUGACUCAUCAAGUAAUGUGGAACUUGAAUCAGAAAAUGAUGCUACCAUGAAUGAGUUCUUAUCCAGAUUUGUUUGGAUAAUGCGCAAAAAGCUCUCUGAAGUUUAUCCUGACUGUGACAAGAAUACGAUUGAUGGGAUGCUUUUGAUUAUUGUUGAGAAGGUUGUAUCAGAGAUGGAAAAGGGUGGGCUUGAGCAAAUGACUGGAUCCGCUGCAUCAACACCAUCUGAGGAUUUCAGUGAGGAUUUAUGGAGAACAGUGUGGGAUGUUAGCAAUGUAGUUCUGCAAGACAUGGAAAAAGAGAAGAAAAAAGAGAAAAUGAAGAUUUUUCUUCAGUCUGAGGAAGUUAAGGAGAUGUACAGGUUUGCUGGUGAAGUGGGCAUUCGUGGGGAUAUGCUAAGAGAGCUCAGGUUCAAGUGGGCUCGUCAAAAAAUGGAGGAAAGCGAGUUCCAUGAGAGUUUAGAACGACUUCGGAAAGAGGAAGCCCAAACAGAAUCUCCAGGGCAAGAGCAUUUGAGAAAAGAAAUUGCUGUUGGAGAAGAGGGGGUGGGAGAUAAUGAUAAUGUGGCUGAAGAUAAACAGAAGAUUGUCUCUCUUCCAAAAAGACAUGGGAAGAUCAAGUACAAGAUUUAUGGACUUGAUUUAUCUGAACCAAAAUGGGCUGAGGUGGCGGAUAAAGUUCACAAGAGUGGCGAAGUUAUGUGGCCUCAGGAGCCAAAGCCAAUAUCUGGUAGAUGCAAACUUGUUGCUGAUAAGAUCCUCUCUUUACAAGAAGCAGAUGAUCCUGCUCCACUUUUAGGCGAAUGGAUAGGCCUUCUCCAACCUAGCAGGGUUGACUGGAUUGCUUUUCUUGAUAGAUUAAAAGAACAGAAUCCUCAUAUAUACUUCAAGAUUGCAGAACUUGUACUUGGUGAAGAGUCCUUCGAAGCAAACGUACGUGACUACUCAAAACUGAUUGAUGCUCUUGCUAAAGAAAAUCGCUUGGAAGAUGCCGAGAGAAUUCUGACAAAAAUGAAUGAAAAUGGAAUUCUUCCUGAUGUUAUUACGUUAACCAUUGUUGUUCACAUGUACUGUAAAUCAGGAAAUCUUGAUCGAGCCAAAGAAGCAUUUGAAAGCUUAAGGGCCCAUGGCUUUCAACCUGACAUGAAGGUCUACAAUUCGAUGAUCAUGGCCCAUGUGAAUGCUGGUCAACCAAAACUAGGUGAGUCUUUGAUGAGAGAAAUGGAAACGAGGGACAUAAAGCCUACGAAGGAGAUAUAUAUGGCCUUGCUUCAGUCCUUUGCCCAGGUCGGUGAUGUUAAUGGAGCUGACCGAAUUUCCACCACCAUGCAAUUUGCUGGAUUCCAGCCGAGUCAAGAAUCCUGUGCAUUAAUGGUUGAGGCAUGUGAGCGAGCCGGUAACCUGGACCAAGCUAGGCAUAAUUUUGAUCAGAUGAUGAAACUUGGGCACAAGCCAGAUGAUAGAUGCACAGCCAGUAUGAUUGCUGCUUAUGAAAAGAAGAAUUUGUUGGACAAAGCCUUAAAUCUUUUAUUGGAACUCGAGAAGGAUGGAAUUGAGCCUGGGGUUGCUACUUAUACUGUUCUUGUUGAUUGGUUCAACAAGUUGGAGCUUUUUGAUGAAGUUGAACAGAUAUUGGAUAAGAUUGCUGAACAGGGCGAGGCUCCUCCAUUAAAGCUCCAUAUAAGCCUCUGUGACAUGUACAUUAAGUCUGGGGCUGAGAAGAAGGCGCUUCAAGCUUUAGGAGUUCUGGAGUCAAAGAUUGAGCAACUGGAGUCUGCAGAUUUUGAAAAGAUUAUAUAUUCACUUAAAGCUGGCGGCUUUGUUGAGGAUGCUCGAAGGAUACAUGGAAUGAUGGAAGCCCGGGGAUUUGUACUAUCUGAGCCAUUGAAGGUAGCUCUAACGGCAUCUCGAGCAGUGGGAACAAGUCAUAGAAGUAACAAGUACUCGCCAGAAAAGAGAUAAAUUAUCAGAUAGUUCGGUUAUCACCUGUAAGUCAUGUCUUUGCAUAAGAAAGCGAAAUGAUUAUUGAGUGCUGAGGCUUCAUUAGAUUAGUGGCACUUCACCUAGACUUGUAGUAAGUUUUACCUUCUGUUUGCAUGUAUAUUCUUUUUGUGCCCAAAACCAUGUAGUUCAUCAGUUUUAGAAUCACCUCAAACAGGUCAAAUGCAGAAACCUGAGGAAGUAGGUUGCAGAUUUUGCAAUAACAUGAACUACAGUCCCUGCAAACUACUUUGGCUAAGUUUGACCCAGAAACAAUUUGACAUGAUCAACACCAUUUUUCGUCGAGCCUAA